Molecule: messenger RNA, 5543 nt
Organism: Anguilla anguilla (European eel)
Lineage: Eukaryota; Metazoa; Chordata; Actinopteri; Anguilliformes; Anguillidae
Product: zinc finger BED domain-containing protein 4-like
Exons: 2
Coding region: 470-4309 (1279 amino acids)
Molecular function (GO): DNA binding
Source: RefSeq, a predicted model, not a curated record
AUUGUUUUGUUUUCUUUUUUAUUACUACGUCGCCAUUUUGGAAACCCUUCAACCCCAUGACAUCAUAAAAGCAUGUUUCUUCCGUCCUACGCUGUGCAUGUAGCUCCUGCUGCUGAAUGUUAACUGUAGCGUAGACAAAGCAACCAACUAAUUGCCCCUUUAGAGCAAUGAAAUGUGAUGCAUUUAACUGUUUAGUUACCAAAACUGAUAGGAACUGACCUCAGGGCAUUCAGAUAUGAUGCUGACAAGAAUUGGAUCUAUUGUCUACUUGCAAAAAUUAAGCAAAUGGAUGAAUCGGAUCAAGUUUGCCUCACUUGGAAUGGACACAGGUGCAUUGAUUGAUUGAACAUUAAUUAGGGUGGAAAAUAAAAUAAAUCAAAAAUCAAAGAGUCCACCCAUGGCUCUCAGUAGCUUUGUAGGUGGGUUUUAAAAAAGGACUAGCUCUCAAGCAGAAUUUCAGUCUGCUAACAUGGACAGUGAGGAAAACUGCUCCCAUAACGGUGAUGAAAGAUGCUUGGGGAAUUGCAAGUUUACAGAAGACUACAAAAAACAAGAAGCAAAGGGAUCAUGUUUAAAAAUUAUGGGACAGGAUGGUUAUGUGUUUAAAUCAUACAGCCUUACACUUCAUGAGGCCACAGAUGCAAAGCCUGCUUCCUAUUCCUCAGGGACAUUGGCUGAAGAACCACCUUCAGGGUUUUCUGCCCUUGACAGUAAGUCAGGAGGCUUGUCUUCUCAGGUUGAUGGACAUUCAUCAGAAUCUCCAACAUCAGGCGAACAGUCCUCUCAGAGGGAGAUGUGCAACAAAGAGGAUUGUCCCAUUUCUCCAUCCAUUUCAAAACAAAGUCCGGAGGCUGAGGCAAACUGCAUUGUUGAAAAGAUAAAAAUAGAGCCAGAAAGUGAAAUCGAUGCACAUAUUAAAGAGGAGGAAACAGAUUUCAGGGAUAAAGCAGUUCAAGAUGAUGAAAAUGUAUCCUUUGACAACUCAGUAGCCCCCUUUGCCACUAGAUAUGAUGAUUAUAGCAACUUGCUUAGUGGUUAUACUAGUACUCUUUAUGACGUUGCAAUGGAUGCUGUGACACAGAGUCUUAUAUCAUCAAUAAGAAAUCCUGUUAGUCCUCGAAAGAAGUCUCCUGCUUGGAACCAUUUCUGCAUAUCUCCACGAGAUAGCACCAAAGCAAUCUGCUUGUAUUGUAUGAAAGAGUUCAGUCGGGGUAAGAAUGAAAGAGACCUCAGCACCAGUUGUCUGAUGCGGCAUGUGCGAAGGGCUCACCCCACUGUGCUUUUACAGGACAGUGAGCUUCCCUCCAGCACUUCAGUUAACUCUGUUGUCUCGUCCUUAAUACCUCCCACAAACCCACAAAAUGACAAAGAUCUGGCAGAGAACGCAACACCCACUUUGCAAAAAAAUACUUUACCAUCAGACCCAUCUGCAGAUAGCGCAGAGGUCUCGUCCAAAGAAGUGCUCCGAAUUACACCAAAGGUGGAGGAGUCUCCCAAACACCAUGCCCUCACGGACUCUAACUUGCAUUCUAGCAGCGAAUGUUACGAUGAUGGUGUGGAAGGAGCAUCUGAGCGCAUCCUUGCAAAUCCUAAAAACCCAAGCUCUCGGAGGAGGUCAGCAGUGUGGAAACACUUUUAUCUUUCCCCCACAGACAGCUCCAAGGCUGUUUGUGUGCACUGCAUGAAUGAAUUCAGCAGGGGAAAGAACGGUAAAGAUCUGGGAACAAGUUGUUUGAUACGUCAUAUGUGGCGGGCCCACCGAGACAUUGUCAUUGAGGAAAACCAACAGGGCUACAGCAUUCCACCGCCUUAUACUAACUCUCCAACUCUUCUGUCACACAUGAAGUUGCAGGAGGAAGAAGAGUUUAAAAAAGAGCCCUCCUCCAUUUCAUCAUCUCCUAAAGCAAUGUCGGAUGGGGUUCCCCAGUGUCUUAAUGAGGACAUUGAUGUCAACGAGGACUCAAACCAUGCAUUAUAUCAGUCAGGGCAAGAGUCUUCCCUUGACAUGUCAGUGACUAUAGGACUAGCGGGUGAAGGAGAGCUGCCUCGCACCUCCUCGCCUGAUGGUCUCCCUGAAGUCCCAGCGCUAAACAAAGAAAUUAUUUCGGUUUUCCAACAAAACAAGAAAAUCAUGAAGCGGGUAAAGUCAGAAGUGUGGCACCAUUUCAUUGUUUCCCCAGUAGACCAGCUCAAAGCACUGUGUCGGUACUGUUCUUGUGCAAUCAGCCGUGGGAAGCGUGGUGACUUUGGAACCAGCUGCUUGAUGAGACAUCUGGUGAGACGGCAUCCUGAUGUCCUGAAGAGCCAAAAAAGCAUGAAUGACAAUGCCUCCUCACCUCAGUCACCAAAUGUCAUCAGUACCGGGGAAGCACCAUCAGAAAAUUUAUCUGAUACCCCUCUCAUUGAGAAAAAACUUCACACAGUCCCAGUUUUUAGCAAAAAGACUUCAAAGCUGUGGAAUCACUUUUCCAUUAGUGCCACAGAUCCCACAAAGGUUGUUUGUUUGCACUGUAGCCGCACAAUAAGCAGAGGUAAAAAGACUACGAACCUUGGCACCAGUUGCUUAUUUAGGCACAUGCAGAGAUUUCAUGGACAUGCUCUAGAAAAAAACAACAGCAAUGUCUCAGGUGUUUCCUCUUCUGAAGUACAAACAAGAACUGAUGAAGUAAAACAAGGACUAAUGGACACAUCCUCUUAUGAAGAAAAUGUUGAAAGAUUUGAUGAGUCCCACCCAGUUGCCAAAAAAAUAACUAAACUUGUUGCUGAAAUGCUUGCACUGGAUCUACAGCCCGCUGCUCUAGUAGAGAAUGUGGGUCUCAACCGGUUACUAGAAUACCUGCAACCACAGUAUUCACUCCCCUCAUCUUCCUACUUUACCAGCACUGCCAUACCGGAAAUGUACAAGAGUGUGAAAGAUGUUGUCAUCACGCACCUUAAAGAGGCCGAGAGUGGCAUUAUCCAUUUCACUACAAGUGUCUGGGUCAACAGCCAGACACAGGAGUACCUGACCCUGACGGCACACUGGGUCACUUAUGAGUCAUGCAUACGAUCUCAAGGCCAAGACUUCCACUGCUCCGCUGUCCUUAGCAUUUCUCCAAUUGACUGUGACUACAGUAUGCUCAAUAUUCAGAAGGAGCUGGAAUACCUCUGGGACACUUGGAUUAAUUCUUCAGGGCUGAAAAUUGGGUUCACUGUAACAGAUAAUCAGAGCAUUGGAAACGUCUUGGAUGAUAAUGAUCACAUCGCUGUGCAUUGUUUUGAACACUCCGUAGACCUCAUUGUAACUGAAGCCAUAAAGAGUCAGAGGAUGGUUCAGAACCUGUUGAGUAUUGCUCGUAAAAUCUGUGAGCGUGUUCACCGCACAGCGAAAGCAAAAGAGAAAUUGAUGGAGCUUCAAAGGGAAUAUCACUUACCAGAAAACCAGCUGGUCCAGGACAUUCCCUCCAAGUGGAAAACGUCCCUUUACAUGCUUGAACGUUUAGUGGAACAAAAAAAAGCCAUUGAUGAGAUGUCAGUUGAGUGCAAUUUCAGGGAAUUAAUCAGCUAUGACCAGUGGGAAGUGAUGCAGUCUGUGUGCAAUGCUUUAAAGCCUUUUGAGGUUGCCUGCAGGGAGAUGAGCAAUCGGACUGCUACGUUAGGCCAAGUAAUUCCGCUCAUCCACAUUCUCAACCGAAAAAUAGACUUGCUUUUUGAUGAGACUAUGGGCAUUGACAACAUGCUCAAGUCUCUGAAGGAAGCUAUGAUGAGCCGAAUGUCCUCAACACUUCAUGACCCAAGGUACAUGUGGGCAACAAUGUUGGACCCUCGCUACAAGACCUCACUGUUCACAGAGGGGGAGGCAGAGCAGUGCAAACAAGACAUCAUACAAGAAAUUGACACAAUAUCUACCUCAGCCAAGAAAACGCAUUUGCUUUCCAAUGGAUGUAGUGAGAUCCGUCCUCCACCAAACAGCAUUCUGAGUAAUAAGGACAACCUCUGGGCCCUCAUGGAUGACAUCAGGACCAAGAUCAAACAAGAAGAGCGACCUAAAUCAUCGGAGCUGGCAGUGCUAGAGUAUCUUGAAGAAGAGAUACUCGAUCAAAGCUGUGAUCCUCUGGAUUAUUGGAACCUGAAGAAGUUCCUGUGGCCAGACCUUGCCAAAGUAGCUGUUCGGCAUGUGGGUUGCCCCCCUAGCGUUGUCCCAGCAGAUACCCUGUUUUUCACAGCGAGUAUAAACUCUGCCCAGAUUCAGUCAAGGCCACUGCUGGAAAAUCUGGAGGAACUAAUCUUUUUAAAGGUCAAUCUUCCCCUGAUAUAUUUUCAGUACUAAAAAGGAUGAGUUUCACAGUGCUCAACUUGGCCCAGUCUAGGAAUAAUUCACAGCCAAGUCUAUGAAUUAUUCCUAAUGUGUCAAUACACUGAAGAUAUUUUGAUCUUAUUGGCUCAGGUACAUCACACAAAGUUUGGACCAGUAACAAAUCAGAUUAGUUCUUAGAAUAUAUUUUGUGCAUACUACUGUUUAACACUUGAACUGGAGGAAGCCUAUGACCCAGUAAAUUGAGUUUAUCACAGGAGGGAGAGUGUAGCUAUUCAUAUAUGAAUUGAUUUAUUGCUGUUUUUUUUUUUUUGUUGUAAAGCUAUUUUUUCCCUUCUUGUGCCUUAUGCAAAUGACUUCAGGUCAAAAUACACAGUACUUGACUAAUGCUCAACCAUGUUGUAGACUUCAAAUGUAUGCGAUUAUGAUAAGAUCUCGAUACUGAAUUAUGUUUUUUAUACAAGUGACAAACAAAACAAAAACCGGAUUUUUUAAAUUGUGAAAUUGUUAGUUAUGGUGCUGUCCGAGAGGUAGUUUUCUUUUUAACUUCUUGAAACUAUCUCUAAAUAGACUAUGAAUUAGUGCUGUAUUUACAAUUGAAGCAAUCUGUUUUAAGAUAUUUUUUCUUAAGCACAUUUUUUCUUAAGCACAUGCUCCAAAACGAUUAGUCUUCUGAGGGAUUAAAUUAUUGGUCACUGUUGAGUGAAAUGACACUGUACAUUUAUGAAUUCUGUUCAGAAUGUCAUGCUUGUGUAAGGAUUAAGACUGGAAUUAUGCUAAUGCUGUACCUUGUAAAUAAAAAACAUUUUCCUUGGAUGUAUAUAUUGUCUUUCACAUAAAAAAUAGGCUGUAUGUUGAUGUGCGUGUGAUCCAUGCCUUUUACCUUGUGAGAAAUGGUGGGCUAGAACUCUGUAAAAUUAGUUUUUUUUAAAUGGGGGACUACAGCAAUGGAUUGCUGGCCUGUCUCACUUUCUGUGGGGAAGAAACUGAACCAGAAGGUGGUUAGAUAGAAUAAAUCCUGUACUUGUGUCCUCAGUUGCCUCAGCCAGAUGAAUCAGAGAUUAUCCCAGGAUAAAAUGUCAGACUGGGGGGGGGGGGUCUGAGUAAGAGUACCCUUUCCCACCCCACACCAUCCGCUGUCUUGGGCCAUACCAUGUCUGUGCUUCUGCCUUAUUGCUGUCCAUUUGCUUGAGAAGCAUAUAAUGUGCAUUGACAUUGAAAAGAUAUAUAAAGUUUUGUUUCCCCAAUA